AUGACACCCCUUCAAUAUUACCUGCAGGGCCGACGGCGCCUCGUUUUGAUCCUGCCAAUCGUCGGGUUAGCCUUACUUCUCGCUGCCGGCCUCUACCAGGGCUCGAUCCCGCAGCCACCACUGCCAAAGGUUGUGUUCGGCGACUCUCCCGAGAAUGAGCGUUAUGAUAGUGGGCAACCCCAGGCAAAUGAUCUUCCCAGCCUCAUACGUGCCCUGUGGGCGCCCGUUGUGCUGCCCAUCACCGCGCCGUCCUUCACGACCAUCGAUGGCCUGAGGAAACAGCUCCCACGUCCGAACCAUCCCAUCCACGCAACCCCCCUUGGAAAGCGUGUUUGCGUUCUGGACGUCGACAACCGUGGCUUUGACGACGAAGGUGGCAUCUUCUCUAACCAGCUUCCCGUCUGGGAUCGCGUAAAUGGCUCAACCGCUGGGUUCCUGAGCCACUACCUGUUUGCCGCGAUUCAUGGGUACACCUACAAGUUUGUGCGCGCGCCCAAGUAUGCCGACCGCGCCCCGCACUGGGCCAAAGUUGUCUUCGUCAAAGAGAUGCUGAAACGCUACGACAUCGUCCUCAUGAUGGACGGCGAUGCCGUCUUCACCACCCCGCAGGUGCCGCUCGAAUGGCUUCUCAACUACUGGCAAAUCGGACCCGAGACCCUGGUUGCCAUGCCCGAAGACCCAGCCCUCGAUCCCAACUGGGAUAUACGUCACCGCGCCAACGUCAACUCCGGGUUCAUCAUCGCCCAGGCGAGCGACCUGACCCAACGGCUGUUUGAAGACUGGGCCGAGUGUCCCUCGGAGAAGCGCUAUCCGGGCUGUGCGGAGUGGAAAACAAAGCCAUUCCACGAGCAGUCGGCCUUCAGCUCCUUUGUCCGGUACGACUUUCUCGACGGCUACAGCAUCGACACACACCCGCAGUACAUUCGCCACAUUCCGUGCUCCGAUGCCAACGGAUAUCCCGAAGUGGCCCACUACGGAUGCCUCGGGCACUUUGUCCGUCACUUUUGGCAGGAUAAGAAUCUGACGGUUCCCGAGUUUACUCAUAACGUUAUGGGCGCGCUUGCGCCGAUACUGGCACAUUCCGCCUACCGCCAGGGGGGUCAUGUGGAAGACUACCGCGAUAUGGUGUUGGAUGGCGCCGAACUUCUGGGUGGGCCGUAG
Dichotomopilus funicola is the source of this 1161-nucleotide messenger RNA. RefSeq lists its product as uncharacterized. Gene Ontology annotation, molecular function: glycosyltransferase activity. Lineage: Eukaryota; Fungi; Ascomycota; Sordariomycetes; Sordariales; Chaetomiaceae. The record is from RefSeq and is a predicted model, not a curated record. Gene Ontology annotation, cellular component: Golgi membrane. Gene Ontology annotation, biological process: protein N-linked glycosylation. The coding region runs from base 1 to 1161 and encodes 386 amino acids. The transcript is spliced from 2 exons.